This is a messenger RNA of Zychaea mexicana, 1098 nucleotides long. RefSeq names its product CobW/HypB/UreG, nucleotide-binding domain-containing protein. Lineage: Eukaryota; Fungi; Mucoromycota; Mucoromycetes; Mucorales; Lichtheimiaceae. The coding region runs from base 51 to 1070 and encodes 339 amino acids. The record is from RefSeq and is a predicted model, not a curated record. The transcript has 6 exons. Gene Ontology annotation, cellular component: cytoplasm.
CAUUUUUGCGCUUUUUUUUUCUUUUCUUUCUCUUGAAGUUUGUUUAAAUCAUGAGCAACGAUCGUAUCCCUGUCACUGUAUUAACCGGCUUCUUGGGUAGUGGCAAGACCACACUUUUGAACUAUAUACUCAAAGCCCAACACGGCAAAAAGAUUGCCGUGAUAGAAAACGAGUUUGGGGAAGUAGCCAUUGACGAUAAACUCGUUGUUGUCGAUGCUGGACAAGAAAUAUACGAGACGCAGAACGGAUGCCUUUGUUGCAAGGUGCGAGGCGAUCUAGUAAAGAUCCUUCAUGAGCUGAUCGAAGCCAAAAAGCCUUUGGAUAUGGUGUUAAUUGAAACUACUGGUAUGGCCGAUCCAGGUCCGGUAGUCCAGACCUUCUUUGUGGAUGAAAAGGUGCAGGAAGCGUUUAAAAUGGAUGCAAUUGUCACCAUGGUCGAUGCCAAACAUGCAGAAAUGCACUUGACGAAAGAUACCGACCAACGAGCUGAAGCAUAUCAACAAAUCGCAUUUGCCGACGUUUUGUUACUUAACAAGAUCGACCUUGUUCAACGGUCAGACCGGGACAAGAUCAUUGACCGGAUAAAGGAAAUCAAUGAUGUACAAAUCAUCCCUUGCGAGUAUGGACAUGUGGAUCUCGACAAGAUCAUCAAUAUCGGUGGAUUUGAUCUUGACCGCGUACUUGAACGAAAACCUGCAUUUUUGCGUGAGGCAGAAGAAGAAGGAAAAGAAGGACAUGGCCAUGAUCACGAGCAUAAGCGUCAUGACGAGCUUGUCACAUCUGUCGGCAUCAGUGAAAAAGGCGAGCUUGAUUUUGAUCAUCUCAAUCGUUGGAUACAGAGUGUAUUAGCAUCGUUAGGCCCCAACAUUUAUCGCACGAAAGGUAUUCUUAAUGUGGAAGGAGAAGAAGACCGAUAUGUCUUUCAGGGUGUACAUAUGAUCUUUGAUGGACAACAAGAUCGAGCAUGGCAUGAAGGAGAAGACCGGACGAACAAGCUAGUGUUCAUUGGCAAAAAUUUAAAGCGAGAAGCACUUGUAGAAAGCUUUAAACAAUGCAUUGUAAACAAAUAAGAGUAACUGUACAUGAUUUAUUAUGAGU